GUCUAUUUCCCGUUCACAGUGUAUUGGUAGUAGGAUCCUAUAACAGCGUGCUCCUGGUCAUUCCGCAGGCCAGCUCCACUGCUCAAAUACUGCAAGAACUAUGGACGCACAUAGCACCUCUCUGUUCCUCACCUUGAUUCACCUGCUUGCGCUCAUCUCGGCCCGCAAUUCCCUCACGCCGGGCUCCUCGCUCUCCGUAGAGAGCAGCUCCGACGUGCUCCGAUCUCCAGAUGGCACUUUCACCUGUGGCUUCGACAUCUCAUCCAACGCAGCCAUCUUCUCCAUAUGGUUCUCCAACUCGGCUCCAAAGACCGUAGUCUGGAGCGCGAACCAUCUCCACCCUGUGUACACCUGGGGAUCCAGAGUCGAGUUAGACAUCCAUGGGAUCAUGGUUGUGAAAGAUUACAAUGGCCAGACCGUAUGGACCAACAACGUGAGCUCUUCAGAUGCCGACCGAGCUCAGCUGUUGGACACGGGGAACCUCGUCGUGAAGGGCAAAGGUGAUGUCAUUCUGUGGCAAAGCUUUGAUUCUCCUACAGAUACCUUGCUGCCCAACCAGAACAUCACUGCGGCUACAAAGCUGGUAGUUCCUGACCACUACAGCUUCCAUUUUGAUGAUCAACAUUUACUUACACUGUUUGACGAUGAGAAGAAUAUCUCUUUCAUCUAUUGGCCCAAUCCAGAUAUCAAUAUCCGGGCAAAACAAAGAAACUCGUUUAAUAGCACCACAAUAGGAGUUCUUGAUAGCUCGGGGCAUUUCCUUGGAAGUGACAAUCUGAGCUUUUCAGCUGCUGAUUCGGGUCCUGGGAUCAUGAGGAGACUAACACUAGAUUAUGAUGGCAACCUCAGGCUGUACAGUAUGCAAAAGAAUGGAACAUGGCUGAUCACAUGGAUGGCAUACCCUCAGCUCUGCUAUGUGCGUGGCUUGUGUGGCAUGAAUGGAAUAUGUGUGUAUACACCUGCGCCUGCUUGUACAUGUGCACCUGGCUAUGAGGCCAUUGACCCAAGCGAUGGGAGAAAAGGCUGCAAGCCGAAGCACCGAAUUAGUUGUGAUGGGAAGCAGAAGAUGGGAUUUGUCAAGCUACCGAAUACUGAUUUCUUAGGGCAUGAUCAAGAUGUUCAGAACUUUGUUUCUCUCCAUACUUGCAAGAACAUAUGCACGAGUGCCUGCAGUUGCAUGGGGUUCUCAUACAUGCAAGGACACGGUGACUGCUACAUAAAGUCUGCCAUUGUUGGUGGUGUAACCCACCCAGCUUUACCGGGAUCUAUCUAUCUCAAGCUGCCCGAGGCUGUGAGAGUCCUACAAUCCUCUAUUCCCCACUCACAACCUUUUGGUCCUGAAUAUGGUUCUGAAUGUGGUGCAGUAAGCAAAAAUGUGACUACACAAUUCUUGGAUACGACUGAGAGAAGCCACAGUGGACCAAAAUACUGGUAUGCAUAUGGGUUCUUAUCAGCAAUUUUUCUAGUGCAGGUCACAAUUGCUGUGGUAGGAUGGUGGUUUAUUUUGAGAAGGGAGGGUAAGCAACUAAGAGGAGUAUUGCCAGCUGAGGUUGGGUAUGAAAUGAUAACCAACCAUUUCCGCAGGUAUACUUAUAGGGAGCUGCAGAGAGCUACUAGAAAGUUUAGGGAUGAGCUUGGUAAGGGUGCAUCUGGUGUUGUAUAUAAAGGGGUAUUGGAAGACAAGAGAGAAGUAGCUGUGAAAAAGCUGGCAGACAUACACCAAGGUGAAGCAGAAUUCCAGCAUGAACUAAGCGUCAUUCGCAGGAUUUACCAUAUGAAUCUAGUGAGGAUUUGGGGAUUCUGUUCCGACGGUCCACACAGGAUGCUGGUCUCGGAAUUUGUGGAGAACGGCUCAUUGGAUAAAAUCCUAUUUUGUACGGACGGUUCCCCCAUCUUGCUUGAAUGGAAGCAGAGAUUUAAAAUUGCUCUAGGGGUGGCGAAAGGAUUGGCGUAUCUUCACCACGAGUGCUUAGAGUGGGUCAUCCACUGCGAUGUGAAGCCAGAGAACAUACUGUUGGAUAAGAACUUGGAGCCAAAGAUCACUGACUUUGGCCUUGCAAAACUCCUGAACAGAGGCGGGUCCAAUAAAAGUACAUCGCGGAUAUGUGGUACUAGAGGUUACAUAGCUCCUGAGUGGGUUUCUAGCCUUCCAAUAACAGCAAAAGUUGAUGUCUACAGCUUUGGAGUGGUGCUUCUAGAAUUGCUCAAGGGAGCUCGUGUUUCAGAAUGGGUAGCAAAUGCAGAUGAGGCAGUCGAAAUGGCUAUUAGAAGGAUUGUUAGGAUGCUUGAAGAUAAUGCAAAGAUACAGGGCAGUGAACAGUCAUGGAUCGCUGGCUUCAUUGAUCCCAGAUUGAAUGGCCACUUUAACGGCUCGCAGGCAAGAACAAUGAUCAAGUUGGCUGUUUCAUGUGUACAAGAAGACAGAAGCAUAAGGCCCACCAUGGAGAAUGUGGUGCAGAUGCUUCUUUCAGUUGAUGAAGCCGGUAGCAUAAUACAGCAGUAUUCUCUCAACUAAGAGAGUUGAUGAAUAUGUGGUGUGUAUGCUUCAUUUUGGGCCCAUAGAAGAUAUCUACACCAUUGGCCAAUAAAAUCACUUCUUUUCCUCCUAUGUUCUUUUUCCCGUUUCAUAUUUAACUAGGAUAUGCCAGAUUACGAUGUAGUCUUAAAAUCCUAAUAUUUAUCCAAAAGCUAUGCUAUCAUCUGUUGUAAUAAGCUGCAAUGAAAUGUGGAAGCUUCAUACUUCA
This is a messenger RNA of Phragmites australis (common reed), 2744 nucleotides long. Its product is annotated as putative receptor protein kinase ZmPK1. Bases 101 to 2515 code for a protein of 804 amino acids. Gene Ontology annotation, biological process: protein phosphorylation; recognition of pollen. The transcript has a single exon. Gene Ontology annotation, molecular function: protein serine/threonine kinase activity; ATP binding. NCBI's taxonomy places the organism in Eukaryota, Viridiplantae, Streptophyta, Magnoliopsida, Poales, Poaceae. The record is from RefSeq and is a predicted model, not a curated record.